Molecule: messenger RNA, 774 nt
Organism: Protopolystoma xenopodis
Lineage: Eukaryota; Metazoa; Platyhelminthes; Monogenea; Polystomatidea; Polystomatidae
Source: the annotation of a GenBank genome assembly
AUGGGCUCAUUAGUCAUCAUCCUGAUAGAAACUCGUUAUUCAUCCACACAGAGCCAAAAUCGUACUUUCAGCUUGGUCAAAGGGAGUAACAUUAGCAACAACAACCUCUUUCGGCCCACUGUAUGGUCUGGAGGCAAUCCAAGUGGAGACCCAUUUCAUAAUCCCUCCGUUGGAGGAGAGGCACUGGAAGUGAGAAACAUCAGAGGCAUUUCCUCUAUCGACAGCAGUUUGGCCGUUACGAUGGUAUCAGAGUCUGCCACUGCCGUCGGAGUAGGCGGCUGCGGAGAUGACGUUGGUCUUCUAGCCUCCACUUCCGUAUCUGGUUCUUCAGGACUCAGUAGAGCCGCACGAACUUACAAAUCAAAUUUGGCUCCUACUCACUCACCCUUAGCAUCUGCUUCCUCCUCUUCGACGUCGGCAGCGACUCUCAGCCAAGCGGAGAUUCAAAUAUUGCCUUUCUCAGCGUCACCUUCACUGGCAACGGCGGCUCCAGUCCUGCUUAAUGCUGGAAGACCUGAUAGAACUGGCCCCAUUCCUUCUUCUUUGUGCAUUACUGCUGCCGCUUCAUCUUCCUCUUAUACCUCACCCUCCAGCCACAUACCCUUAGGUCGUAAACUCGGCAGUCAAAUGCAGGCACAGCUGGCGGCCGGUGAUUUCGCCCGACAUGGAUUUGAUGCGGCUUCUAAGGGCCGUUCGUGUGAACGCGAAUUACGGCGCCUGCAACACGAGCUACAGAUGAUGCGCGAACAGGUUGGUAACGCUGGUCGAAAAUAA